Messenger RNA from Heterocephalus glaber (naked mole-rat), 3609 nucleotides. It is a transcript of the gene Slc25a25, whose product is annotated as solute carrier family 25 member 25. The record is from RefSeq and is a predicted model, not a curated record. Gene Ontology annotation, molecular function: calcium ion binding. Lineage: Eukaryota; Metazoa; Chordata; Mammalia; Rodentia; Bathyergidae. Gene Ontology annotation, cellular component: mitochondrial inner membrane. Gene Ontology annotation, biological process: transmembrane transport.
ACUGGAUGCUGCACGCUGCGCUGGGUGAUAAGUGAGGACAGCUGAAUGACUGGGAGCUCCAAGUUGCUUCUGCCCCUGGAGACGUCUGCUUGGAUAUCGCGUUUUCCUUUAAAAAACAAGAAAGUCAAACCUUUGCUCACCGGCCACUUGCACAAGUGCGUUCUUAUUGAAGAAGCCCGCUGCAGUCUUUCUUACCCGCAGCCAGAGGCUCUCAGAGCCAGCUACUUCUCAGGCCAGGCACGACAGCAGUGUGAGCGAAUUUGAAACAGCAGGAAACAGCCCUUGCAUGCAGAGCUCCCAGCCUGAGCGCUCCCCGGGCCGGUCGCCCAGGCAACUGUGCCAUCGGAGACCCUUGAGAUUGUGGUCACAGCCCUCCAAAGCCAGCGGUCACCAUCAGCGACGGCGGGAGGACUCCGGGAUGCUGCAGGUGCUGUGGCAUUUUCUGUCUGGCUUCCUCCCCAGGGCUGGGUGCCAAGACAGCAGAGAGGGCUCCGAUCACGGAGUGAGAGGCCCCCAGGGAGACCAGAUGUCAAGUUUCCUGGGUAAACAGGACGGAAGGGCCGAGGUCCCAGAAAAGAGACCCACCAUCUUGCUGGUGGUCGGACCGGCAGAGCAGUUUCCUAAGAAAAUCGUGCAGGCUGGUGACAAGGACCUCGAUGGGCAGUUGGACUUCGAAGAGUUUGUGCACUACCUCCAAGACCACGAGAAGAAGCUGAGGCUGGUGUUCAAGAGUUUGGACAAGAAGAAUGAUGGACGAAUCGAUGCCCAGGAGAUCAUGCAGUCCCUUCGGGACCUGGGAGUCAAGAUCUCGGAACAGCAGGCGGAAAAGAUCCUCAAGAGAAUACGGACGGGCCAUUUCUGGGGCCCUGUCACCUAUAUGGAUAAGAACGGCACGAUGACCAUCGACUGGAACGAGUGGCGGGACUACCACCUCCUGCACCCCGUGGAGAACAUCCCCGAGAUCAUCCUGUACUGGAAGCAUUCCACGAUCUUUGAUGUGGGUGAGAACCUGACGGUCCCGGAUGAGUUCACAGUGGAGGAGAGGCAGACGGGCAUGUGGUGGCGACACCUGGUGGCAGGAGGUGGCGCAGGGGCCGUGUCCAGGACCUGUACGGCCCCCCUGGACAGACUCAAGGUGCUCAUGCAGGUCCAUGCCUCCCGCAGCAACAACAUGUGCAUUGUGGGCGGGUUCACCCAGAUGAUCCGAGAGGGAGGAGCCAAGUCCCUGUGGCGGGGCAAUGGCAUCAAUGUCCUCAAAAUCGCCCCGGAGUCGGCCAUCAAAUUCAUGGCAUACGAGCAGAUCAAGCGGCUGGUCGGCAGCGACCAGGAGACCCUGAGGAUCUACGAGAGGCUUGUGGCAGGCUCCUUGGCUGGGGCCAUCGCCCAGAGCAGCAUCUACCCCAUGGAGGUUCUGAAGACGCGGAUGGCCCUCCGGAAGACGGGCCAGUACUCGGGCAUGCUGGACUGCGCCCGGAGGAUCCUGGCCAGGGAGGGAGUGGCCGCCUUCUAUAAAGGCUACAUCCCCAAUAUGCUAGGGAUCAUCCCCUAUGCUGGCAUCGACCUGGCCGUCUAUGAGACACUCAAGAACGCCUGGCUGCAGCGUUACGCAGUGAACAGCGCCGACCCAGGUGUGUUUGUGCUCCUGGCCUGCGGCACCAUCUCCAGCACCUGCGGCCAGCUGGCCAGCUACCCACUAGCCCUGGUCAGGACCCGGAUGCAGGCGCAAGCCUCCAUUGAGGGCGCCCCGGAAGUGACCAUGAGCGGUCUCUUCAAACAGAUCCUACGGACAGAGGGCGCUUUUGGGCUGUACCGGGGGCUUGCCCCCAACUUCAUGAAGGUGAUCCCUGCUGUGAGCAUCAGCUACGUGGUGUACGAGAACCUGAAGAUCACCCUGGGGGUGCAGUCGCGGUGACGGGAGGGCGGGCGGCGGACUGGCGAUCCCGGCCGGCCGGGGUGUGGAGCCAUCUCAUUCUGUGAAUGUGCCAACACUAAGAUGACCAGAGCCAAGCGAUGAAACCGGACGCACCGUGGGGGAGGGUGGGGGCGCCUGGUGGCCCUGGGACUUGUCCUGCUGGCCCGGCAGACCCAGCGCCCUUUCCAGGGAAGACCCGUGGGGAUUGGCUCAGGGUCCAGGGUCAGCAGGUCCCGGGCUCACGGGCCUAGAGACAGGAUGUUCCCUGCAGUGCCUGGCAAAUAGCGAGCUUGGAGGAGGGCUUAGUUCUUCCACCUUGGCCCCCUCCAGCUGGCUGGGCCUCCCUGUGCCCACUGUGCACCCCAUCCUCCAAUUUGCUGUAGCAGAAGGAGGGCACUGGCUGCUCAUGCCCCUCCUUGUGUCCCCAGUGGACAGUGACAGGCGAUGCCACCUCCCGCUGCAGCACACACUGAGGCAGGUGCGGGAAGGAGGGGGCCUUGCUCACACCUCGGGCUCGUGUUGGAGCCCAUGCUGGCUGCAGAGCCCACUAGCGGGGCACUGGCUGGGCUUGUGCCCUUGGCGCUGGCUGCCUGGCAUUGUGGCGCAUGGCUUUGGGGGAGGCUGGUGCUGGGCCUGGAGCCCAGAGGGCCUCUGCUGCCGGCAUGGCCCGGGACUAUCGGGACCGGCACCAGCGCAGAACCAAACUCACCGUUUCCACUCCGCGGCGUGACGGCAGCACAGGGUCCAGUGUUCGGGCAAACGCAGAGUUUGUGUCACCACCGGUGUGGCCUGGUGAGGAGUGAAAGGUAUUGAAGGCCUUAAUCACGUGUCGCUGGGAAAAGGGUUCUUUCCCAGGACGAGCUGGACGGCUGUGCCUGCCCUGUGCUUCUGGCGAGGAGGCGUGGAGGGGUGACAGGCCGACUCUGUCGCCCAAGGUUGGGCCCAGUCCCAUGGGCCAAGUGGGACCAGCCUCACAUUCCACUGAUGCAGCGUAUCACACUGCUUGGAGCCUAUUUAUUUUGUAUUUAUUUGAACAGAGUUAUGUCCUAUUUUUAUAGAUUUGUUUAAUUAAUAGCCUGUCACUUUCGAGUUCCUUUUUUAUUCAUAUUUAUGUUUAUGGUUGAUCGUACCUUUCCAUUGCCACCCGGUGGGGUGGGGGUGGGGAGAGCAGAGGGAGGAGGGGACAAGGUGUGACCCUCCCCACCCACACUGUGUGUCUGUCCAAAGAAAUUCCUCUUGGGAUGGGACGGAGAAGAAAAAAAGGGGGUCCUGACAGAGGGGAAGGAGUCCUGGGGUGCGUCUGGCCCCCAGGAAGUUGAGAUCUCAGGGCUUGAUGGGGAAGACGGAGCCCUGGAAGGGGGAUUUCUUUGUUUCACCCUUUUUGAAUGACAAGGCAGCGAGUUGCCUCUCACUGUGAAUUUGGGGUGAGUCCCCUGCCUCCAUCUGUGAAGUGGGCUCCCUCCUGGCUUGCAGCUGCCCUCGCUUGAUAAUGCUGGUCACCUGGCCACUUGACAGUGGCACCUCCAUGACCAUAGGAUGACCUGAUGAGGAAACUCUUAAUAGGAUGCAAAGAUCAAUGCAAAAAAAUCAUUAUAUAGAAACAUAGUUGUAACUGGAAUUUGUCAACAAGCAAGUUAAAGAAUUGGUCGGAAGUUGUCAUUUAAAACAGCCUGCUAAUAAAGUUGUUUCAGAGCUGA